UGGAUCAGAGCUGAGACAUUUCUAUAUAGAGGGGACUCUGCAGCCGUCUGAAAAGAAGAAGGCAAGAGACGGGCUGCACACAAUACAGACGACUCGGAAUCCAGCAUUCAGUUGAGGAUAAGAAGAGGGAAGAUAAGGGCUGCUCGGAGUAGAGGACUCGGCAGCCAGCUGAAGGGGAGGGGAGGGAAGGACUGGGCAGUACUGAGCUCUGAGGAGAUGGCUCCCAAGACGAAAGGCAGCUGAGAGGGGGAGGGAAAGGCUGCACACACAGGAGACUAUUUCAUACCCCACUGGAACAGAACUGAAUAAAAUUGGGCACUUAUGACAUGGAAGCUAAUGCAGGCGAUGAAGCUAUUCACUUUCAAAGCUACCCAUUUGAUUUUCUAGAAUUUCUUAAUCAUCAGCGCUUUGAACCUAUGGAAUUCUACAACCACAAUGAGCAUGCUAAGCCUACAGCUGUUCUCCCUUGUACUCCACCCUCAUAUGAAUGUAGUUCUCAAAACCAUACCAGUAAUGUGCACCUUACUACAGACAGCACUUCCAAAACUAAAGAAUUCAAAUUAGAAGUUCCAUCUUCUGUCUCUCCAAAUAAAAAGUCGGAAACUGUACAUAUACAAUGCAACAAUCAUCCUUCAGGGCCCAGCACUCAGGUUAUGUUUGAUGGAACAUUUAGUGCACAACAAUGGGGAAUAGUAGAUCUUUCUAACCACCAGCUUCUUUUUAGUAACAUAAAGCGUUCCCUUCCAGUGACCCAGGAAGUGCAAGGUGAAAAAGACACUAGAGAUGAUAAACACUAUUUUCGGCGACUAAAGUAUCUUAUUGAUCACCGCUUUCCUUGUACAGUAUGUCAAAAAUCUUUUAAACAGUCAUCACACCUAAUGCAGCACAUGCUUGUGCAUACUGGUGAGAGGCCAUAUGAAUGCAAUGUUUGUGGUCGCUCAUAUAAUCAUAUAUCUAGUUUGAUAAGACAUAGGCGUUGCCAUAAAGAGGAAACAGAAGUUGAAAGUACCAGUACAGUGUUAGCAACAGAUGUUGAAACAGCUGCAGCAACUGCUGCAGUGGCAGCUGCAAUGUCGGAAUCAAACAUAAAUUCUGUUGAAAAUCCUGUAGCUUUGACUGAAGCAAACAUAACAGUACAUCAUGAUGGUCCUUUCACUUGCAACAUGUGUUUAAAAGUUUUCAAAAAGCAAAGUCAUCUUCACCAGCACCAAAUUAUUCAUACUGGUGAAAAGCCUUUUAGUUGCACUGUAUGUGAAAAAAGUUUCAAUCGUCGUGAAAGUUUGAAACGUCAUGUGAAGACACAUUCUGAUUCUAUUAAAGUUUAUUGUGAAGUAUGUGGUAAAGCUUUCCGUGACACUACAUACUUGUUGAAACACCAGGCAACACAUACAGGGGAAAGGCCAGAAUACAAGUGUGAUGUGUGUGGAAAGUCAUAUGCUACUAUGCAGAGUCUUUUAAGACAUAAGCAGUUACAUAAUAUUCCUUUGCUCCAGCCAACAUUUUUGCAAAAUUCACUAAAUGAGAACAUCAAAGAGCCCAGUACAUCAGAUCCAAUGGAGGCAACAUCUUUUCUCUCUACUGAUGUUGACCAGACUGACCAAGAUACCAUAAGCGUUAUUGAAAGAACUGGGUGUGUAAUGGGUCAGUCUUCUCUGAAGAGGCAAUCAUCUCUUUCAACUAAUGCGAGCAAAAACUUCUGCUGUAAUAUUUGUGGGCGUGGAUUUGGUAGAAGAGAAACACUAAAACGCCAUGAACGCAUUCACACUGGAGAAAAACCACACCAGUGUUCAGUUUGUGGAAAAAGAUUUAGAGAAUCAUUUCAUCUUACCAAACAUCAUGUAGUUCACACGCGAGAACGUCCUUACAAAUGUGACUUAUGUGGAAAAGUUUUUGGCUACCCUCAAAGCCUAACCAGACACAAACAGAUCCACCGACUUCAGCUGACAUGCAAAGUACAGGAUGGGGUCCCGAAUCCUGACUAUCUCCCUUUUGGGUGCACAGACUGUGGUCAGAAGUUUCCAGACUCGUUUCACCUCAUGAACCACAAAGAGCUUCAUAUAAAUGAGAAGCCCUAUGUUUGUGACAUUUGCCGUAAAUGCUUUGGUUUUAUUGAAAAUUUAAUGUGGCAUAAACUAGUUCACCAAACAGCUACAGAAUGUCUUAUCCCAGUAAACCAAUGUCAAGAAGUAACAGAAAACAUUCAAAUUAAUGGUAAGCAGAAUGGAUUGUCAAGCACUAUAGCACCAACAAAUGGAGUUACAGUAACAGAUGCUGCUAUCAUGACCGUCACUUCUGAGGAGCAUCCGAUGAUUCCAAGUGGUGAGAGGUUUUCUUGCAGUAUUUGUGGCCAGAGUUUUAAGCACUUUUUGGGUUUGGUUACCCAUAAAUAUGUACACCUGGUUAGACGCACAAUGGCCUGUAAUGUAUGCGGGCAGAGCUUUACAGGAGCAUAUGAUCUGCUCCUUCAUCGUCGCAGCCACCUCCAGAAGAGACACUUUACAUGCUCUAUAUGUGGCAAACGUUUUUGGGAAGCUGUUCUUCUUAUGCGGCAUCAGCGUUGUCACACAGAAGAGCGGCCUUACCGCUGCACUAUUUGUGGAAGGGGUUUCUUACAUUCUUGGUAUCUUCGUCAACAUAAGGUUGUGCAUACAGGCGAGCGUGCUUACAAAUGUGCUUUGUGUAACAAACGUUUUGCUCAGUCAUCCAGUUUAGCAGAGCAUCAAAGAUUGCAUGCCGUGGCUCGUCCUCAACGUUGUCCUACUUGUGGUAAGACUUUUCGCUACCGAUCUAAUCUUAUAGAACACCAAAGAGUGCACCUUGGUGAAAAGGUUUAUCGGUGUGAUCAGUGUGGCAAGAGUUUCUUUUACAUUUCAUCCAUUUUAAGGCAUCAGAGAUCUCAUGAUGCCAAACCAGAUCUCCGCUGCUCAUGUUGUUUGAAACUCUUUAAAGAUUUAAAGUAUUUUAACAAACACAUACAGACCCAUCAAGGGGGACGUCCCUUCAAAUGUGGAGCCUGUGGGGAAGCUUUUAGUAAUACAUAUGGACUAAAGAAACACCGCCAAGAACAUAAAGUGGAAAAGUUUGCUGCUGCUGCAGCUGUGGCUGCACUUGCUGAAGGACAGAGUAAUUAAGCAUUUUAAAUGUUUCCUAUUUAUGAAACAUCUCUCAAUUUAAAGGAGAACAAUAAUUGCAUUUUGUAGUUAGUUGUGGCACCACUUUAAAUGUUGUAAAGUAUAUGUACAAUUAAAAUAGGUGUUCAAGGAGUUGGGCACCUUCUGAUGGAACAGUAUAUAAAAACCCAUUUGUAUGUCUUUUGCUAUGAAUCUUUUCAGUGAAAUCUGCAGUUUAUAGCUUUGCUAGAUGUACUAAUAUUUUAUUAGUGUUUCCUAGUUUAAUUUAUGGACAUAUAUCUGAUAUAUCCCAUAUUAAAAUACAAACUUUAUUUAACGGGGGAUCGAAGUUAGAAAAAUGGAACAAAGAUUUUUGUCUGCAUUCCUCUUGUCACUCAUCGGUCAUCACAUAACACUACUGACAGGUAAAGUGUAUGACAUUAUUAAAUUACAGUGGCACAUGUCAAGAUAUGUAUUUUGCAAAUGGUAGACUUACAAUUAAGUAAUGUAUUGGCAAGUUAUUUCUAUAAUGUUUUGGUCCUUAAACCUCAAUCAGCUUGAGAUUUCCAUUGAGCUAGAGGAACAGAAAAAGAUGGCAUUAAUGGAAAAGCGGCGGCGGUCUGUGCUGCACCAGGACAGCACUCAUCUUGAUACCACUGGAUAAGUCAGAACUUGUGGAGUUCAUGACUUAAAGGGGUACUCCGGUGGAAAACUUUUUUUUUUUUUUUUUUAAUCAACUGGUACAAGAAAGUUAAACAGAUUUAUAAAUUACUUAUAUUAAAAAAUCUUAACCCUUAUAGUACUUUUUAGCAGCUGUAUGCUGCACAGGAAUUUUUCUUUUUUUAAUUUCUUUUUUUGUCUUGUCCACAGUGCUCUCUGCUGACACCUCUGUCCGUGUCACGAACUUUCCAGAGCAGCAUAGGUUUGCAAUGGGUAUUUUCUCCUGCCCUGGACAGUUCCUGAUAAGGACAUCAGGUGUCAGCAGAGAGCACUGUGGACAGAUAGAAAAGAAAUUCAAAAAAAGAAUUUCCUCUGUAGCAUACAGCUGCUAAAAAGUACUGGAAGGGUAAAGUUUGUUUUUUUUUUAAAUAGAAGUUAUUUACAAAUCUGUUUAACUUUCUGGCACCAGUUGAUUAAAAAAAAAAAAAAUAAUAAAUCUUCCACCGGAAUACCCCUUAACGACGUAGGACGUAUAUUUACGUCCUGCGCCGGCUCCCACGAUAUAAAGCAUCGCAUCAUAUCGCGUCGGUCCCGGCGCUCAUCAACGGCGGGGACCCGCGGCUAAUACCACACAUCGCCGAUCGCGGCGAUGUGCGGUAUUAACCCUUUAGAAGCGGCGGUCAAAGCUGACCGCCGCUACGAAAGUGAAAGUGACCCGGCUGCUCAGUCGGGCUGUUCGGGACCGCCGCGGUGAAAUUGCGGCGUCUCGAACAGCUGACAGGACACCGGGAGGGCCCUUACCUGCCUCCCCGGUGUCCGAUCGGUGAAUGACUGCUCCGUGCCUGAGAUCCAGGCAGGAGCAGUCAAGCGCCGAUAACACUGACCACAGGCGUGUUAAUACACGCCAGUGAUCAGCAUAGGAGAUCAGUGUGUGCAGUGUUAUAGGUCCCUAUGGGACCUAUAACACUGCAAACAAAAUGUAAAAAAAAAGUGUUAAUAAAGGUCAUUUAACCCCUUCCCUAAUAAAAGUUUGAAUUACCCCCCUUUUCCCAUAAAAAAAUAAACAUAUGUGGUAUCGCCGCGUGCGUAAAUGUCCGAACUAUAAAAAUAUGUCAUUAAUUAAACUGCAUGGUCAAUGGCGUAUGCGCAAAAAAAUUCCAAAGUCCAAAAAAGCGUAUUAUGGUCACUUUUUAUACUAUUAAAAAAAGAAUAAAAAGUGAUCAAAAAGUCCGAUCAAAAAAAUCAUACUGAUAAAAACUUCAGAUCACGGCACAAAAAAUUAGUCCUCAUACCGCCCUGUACAUGGAAAAAUAAUAAAAAAGUUAUAGGGGUCAGAAGAUGACAUUUUUAAACGUAUAAAUUUUCCUGCAUGUAGUUAUGAUUUUUUCCAGAAGUGCGACAAAAUCAAACCUAUAUAAAUAGGGUAUCAUUUUAACCGUAUGGACCUACAGAAUAAUAAGGUGUAAUUUUUACCGAAAUAUGCACUGCGUAGAAACGGAAGCCCCCAAAAGUUACAAAAUGGCGUUUUUUCUUUGAUUUUGUCGCACAAUGAUUUUUUUUUCCGUUUCGCCGUGCAUAUUUGGGUAAAAUGACUAAUGUCACUGCAAAGUAGAAUUGGCGACGCAAAAAAUAAGCCAUAAUAUGGAUUUUUAGGUGGAAAAUUGAAAGGGUUAUGAUUUUUAAAAGGAAAGGAGGAAAAAACGAAAGUGCAAAAAACGGAAAAACCCUGAGUCCUUAAGGGGUUAAUGGUUAGAUGGCAGGGUACCUACAAUAUAGAGUUUUAAAUGGGCACUGUCAGACACACAAACUUUUUAUAUGUUGUACAUCUUUGGCAAAACAUUAACCUUUCUAAUAUAUUUCAUAAGAAAAUUGUAUUUCCUUUUUAUAGAACUUAUGGCUUAUAAAAUCAUGGCUUUGUCCAAGCUGAAGCACAGGCAUGGACAAAGUCCACUAAGUGAGGGAGGGCUAGCACUCCUCUGUGCUCUGAUAGUGGAUGGUCUGAUAGUACUCCUCUCUGCACUCUCCUGUCCUAUGAGACAGGAGAGAGCACAGAGGAGUGCUAGCCUACCCUCACUUACUGGACUUUGUCUACGGCUGUGCUUCAGCUUGGACUAAGCCAUGAUUUCUAUAAAAAGGAAACACAAUUUUCUUAUGAAGUAUAUAGAUGGGUUAAUGUUUUGCCAAGAUGUACAACAUAUAUAAAGUUUUUGAAUCUGACAGUACCCAUUUAAUGUUAUGGCUGAUAAGUGCUUAGUAGGGUCUGUCUGGGUCCAAAUAUUUACAAUUGUUGCAUAAACACUUUUAUUUUUUCUCGUAAAUAUACCGAAAAACCCCAACAGACUGGCAAAAGCUUGAACAGAGCCUCAAUUGGUAAUAACACUCAGGCACUUUUGUGGCCUAUUAGACUAGAAAUCAAGUAAAUUGUAAUGUUAAUUACCUUGUAUUGUUAGGAAAGAAACAUUUAAAGACAUUUUAUUGUCUUCUACCAUUGAUAUGUUUGAAUUUCUGGAGUCCCAUAAACUAGAAAACCUGCCUUUACUGCAAUCUCCUUUUGAGAUUUUUUUUAACCUCUGCUGAUAUUGAUGCUGGCUGUGAUUCCAACCCCUGAAGAUUAGGCCUACACUACUGUAUAUAAUACCCUGCUCUCUAUACUUGGAACUCUGCCUUAUUUUACACUGUGCUACCCUUAGGAUGCCUUCACACGCUGCAGAUUUUGCUACCUACUGACAUAGCUGCAACAGAAAAUAUCAACGUGGGAAUGCACCCAAAGAGGAGGCAGAGCAGGCUUUGCAGUAAAGUAUAUACUUGACAUAAGCCCUCAGCAACAAGGAGCUGUUUGCCAAUUUCCAGUGACUGCAUCACACCCAACAACAAGAAGUAGUUGUUCAGAUAGAGAUAAGCGAACAGUAAUUCGAUUCGUCACGAACUUCUCGGCUCGGUGGUUGCUGACUUUAGCCUGCAUAAAUUAGUUCAGCUUUCAGAUGCUCCGGUGGGC
Hyla sarda is the source of this 6765-nucleotide messenger RNA. It is a transcript of the gene ZNF865, whose product is annotated as zinc finger protein 865. The coding region runs from base 327 to 3131 and encodes 934 amino acids. The record is from RefSeq and is a predicted model, not a curated record. The transcript has 2 exons. NCBI's taxonomy places the organism in Eukaryota, Metazoa, Chordata, Amphibia, Anura, Hylidae.